AAACCCUGUGCCGUAAGCAGCCAUCUUGGAUAGACAGAUCAUACUUGAGCCAGGAUAACCUGCAUACCUCCUGUGAACAGCUCAAAGCGCAAAAGACUUAAUAUCUGAGCCACAAUGGCCACCGCACCGUACAACUACUCCUACAUUUUCAAAUACAUCAUUAUCGGGGACAUGGGGGUAGGGAAGUCAUGUUUGCUUCACCAGUUCACAGAAAAGAAAUUCAUGGCUGACUGCCCUCAUACUAUUGGCGUGGAGUUUGGUACGAGGAUAAUCGAAGUAAGCGGGCAGAAGAUCAAGCUCCAGAUCUGGGACACAGCAGGACAAGAGCGCUUCAGGGCCGUCACCCGCUCCUACUACCGCGGGGCCGCAGGGGCGCUUAUGGUCUACGACAUCACCAGGAGAAGCACGUACAACCAUCUCAGCAGCUGGCUGACUGAUGCCAGAAACCUCACCAACCCCAAUACUGUGAUCAUUCUCAUAGGAAAUAAAGCCGACUUGGAGGCCCAGAGGGAUGUUACGUAUGAGGAAGCGAAGCAGUUUGCCGAGGAGAACGGUUUGUUGUUCUUGGAAGCCAGCGCAAAAACAGGUGAAAACGUUGAGGACGCCUUCCUGGAAGCCGCUAAGAAGAUCUACCAGAAUAUCCAAGAUGGCAGCCUGGACCUGAAUGCUGCCGAGUCGGGGGUUCAGCAUAAGCCCUCGGCCCCUCAGGGCGGCCGGAUAACAAACGAACCACAGCCCCAGAGGGAAGGCUGCGGCUGCUAAUGACCAAGCAAAAAGCCCCUUUGCCCCAUUUCUCCCACUGUCUGUCUGUCCCCCCCCCCUUUCCUGUCCUGCCAAUCCCCUCCAUUCCAUCCACCACCUCCAUGCAUUCACACCCCAUCCCCUCCCACUGCACCAGGUGCUGCGUGAGAGCAGGGCUGCGGAGGGAAGGAACAGAGGGGGGUGAAUAUCGACUUGGGCCAGGCUGAGCUGGGCUUUGUGGACUACAUCUCCCCCUUCUCCUCCUCUUCCUCCUCUUCUUUAAUCU
This is a messenger RNA of Neolamprologus brichardi, 1027 nucleotides long. It is a transcript of the gene rab14l, whose product is annotated as RAB14, member RAS oncogene family, like. Gene Ontology annotation, cellular component: phagocytic vesicle; trans-Golgi network; recycling endosome. The record is from RefSeq and is a predicted model, not a curated record. Gene Ontology annotation, molecular function: GTP binding; GTPase activity. NCBI's taxonomy places the organism in Eukaryota, Metazoa, Chordata, Actinopteri, Cichliformes, Cichlidae. Gene Ontology annotation, biological process: defense response to bacterium; Golgi to endosome transport; phagosome maturation.